Aegilops tauschii subsp. strangulata is the source of this 1857-nucleotide messenger RNA. RefSeq lists its product as uncharacterized. Lineage: Eukaryota; Viridiplantae; Streptophyta; Magnoliopsida; Poales; Poaceae. The record is from RefSeq and is a predicted model, not a curated record.
AGCUCCAGCUCCAGCUCCCCCCAACGUACACUUGGGCUGCCCCACCACCACCACCGCCGCCGCCCCACCCGAUUCAAAUCUGAGCCGGCCAACAUCCGCGCACCACCACCAGAAGCGGCAGCGGCAAUCACACUCCUGUCAGCCCCACUCCAGCGCAGCCCCCCACGCCGAACCCGCCGCCCAGAUCCGACCGACCCCAUGGGCGCCGAGCCGGACCAGCCCCCCUCCCCGCCGCCGCCGGAGCGGACCGCCUCGCCGGAGCGGGACGCCCUCCGCAGCGACGACCGGGAUUGGAAGGCGGAGAUGAUGUCGGCGCUGGGGGAGUCGGUUUCCUUCGGCCGGUUCCUCGCCGAGCCGCUCGAGUGGGGGCGGUGGUCGGCGUUCGAGCACAACCGGUACCUCGAGGAGGCCGCGGGGCAGUCCCGCCCCGGAUCCGUCGCGCAGAAGAAGGCCUUCUUCGAGGAGCACUACGCCAGGAAGCGGAAGAGCGCCGAUGUUGACGACGAGGGGCAUGAUGCUGAUGCGGACGGUGCGGACGGCGGCGGCGGCGAGGCCUGGUCUGCGGACUCCUCGUGUAUGACGGAUGAGCCCGCGGGGGAGGAGGAGACCGGCGGCGUAGAUUCGGGUGCUCCGGAGGAUUGCGGCGCCGUUGUCGCUGCCGCUGUGCCGCCGGGGGAAGCGCCUCAGGAGCUCAAGGCCGUGCUGGACGGUGCUGCUUCAUCUUGCCGCUUGGAUAGCACGGACGAGCAGCGUGAUGUGCAGGUUGCUGAAGCGAGAAAGGGGCUGCAGUUGGAUACUGAAUGUGUCCUGGCUGCUGUCGACGCCGUUGAGAAGCAGCCGUUGCAGGAGAGUUCGAUUGUCAAUCAGGGUGUAGCAGAUUCUGUCGAGAAAAAGAGACAUCCAAUGUCUUCGCUGUUUCAGAAGCCUGUGGAAUUCAGUUCUCCCCCAUCAGGAAAGAAAGUGCCGUCUUCGUCAGCGAAAAGGCGGUCGACGCUGCGUCCAGCAAAGGAGAACAGCUCACCAUUUCCUGCUACUGACAGUAACAAGCAAGAAGAGACUUCAGUUGCUCAGAAAGGGUCGAUAUUGGGUACACUGAACUUCAGGAGAUGUGAAAUAGGCAAUCCUGCCUCGAGAUCAAGAAAUCUUGGCUCCACAAUUGCUUCAAGGAUUAGUCAGCUGGAGUCUGCAAGUAGGCCGGAGAAAGAUAUUCAUCCUAAGGUGAACAAGCAGAGGCGGACAAGCAAGGGGUUCUGCAAAGGUAUUCCAGAAGCAGCUUCCUUUACAACUCAACAGCCUGAACAAAGGUCUCCAUAUGUCAGUGUGACGAGGGUCAAAGAAAAGUUGUUUGGUUCAACUUCGCCACCGCCGCAUCCGGAAACCAGUGUAGCUAAAGAAAAUAUGGGAAAAGCCAACGAUGAACCUGAAUUGAAAGAAAUGCAUCAGAGCGUUCGUUUCAAGGCCAGGUCACUGCCAAAUUUUUAUUGGAGAAGUAAAGAAUCAAAGGAUUCAAGGCAGGGGACACGAGAGACCCACCAAAAUCCGCCGCACAGCAAUCAUAGACUGAAUGAUGAUGCCAGCGACCCACACGGAAUGACCAGAGGAGCCUCGAAGGACAAACAAAUAUGUUGCUUCCCACUUAUAAGGCGGUAGUAAUGCUUGUAGGCGGCCUUUCAGUAAAUAGUAGCUUGUUCAUUUAAUUUGAUUAUUAUGUUCGUGUAACUACCUAUGGCUUCUGUCGGUAGUUAUACUAUUAUUGGUAUCCUAUAUAUCCUUCUAAUGUAUAGUCAGAUUCCCUUUUGUAAUCAUGACUAGCAUUUUCUUGCUUGGAAAAUAAAGCACAUGCGUUGAGAAGUAUUA